CGUCGCCGCCAGUCCGCGACCGAGCGCGACCGCGUGCGUUUGCUUCAUAUACUCAUUAUGCGCCCACCAGUUGUUUUGUGAGUAAUACCAUAAACAAAACGGGAUACUAGCUAAAUCCUUCACAAUGUAAGCCUACCGUAUACCACUUGAAAUUAAUGGAUAUUAUUUAAAAAAAACAAAGUUGUAAACUUAUAUAGUGUAUUUUUCUAAUUUCAUUACAAUGAUCUAAUGAGAAAAACGAAAGGAUGGUGAAACCGGCAAUCUGUGCUGUGAAAAGUUGUGUGGUGAACAAAUACGGUUGUUCUGUUCCGGUUGUUAUCGAUUUUUCGGCGUCACUACUCCCGAACAGCUGUUUUUGGGAUGCGUAUACAGUACAUCGCUAGCAGUCGUUUUGUUUAUCUUAAUUUGUGUUUGAUUAAUUCACAGUACUUUUACUAGAAAUAUUCAAUACAAAUAAGAAUUGUAAUGAGUGUUGGCGAUGGUUCGAUAUGAAGCUCAAUAAAAAAAGUUGCAACCAAAGUGCAUGACAUAAAAAACGGAAAAAAUCGGAAGUGAUCAGAUUUGUAGUGUUGUGAAGUGAUUAAAAAUCGGUGAUUGGAAAAUAUAUUGUUAUUAAGUUUCACCGAAGUGUACAUACAAUUUAUACAAAGCAAGGAAAUCUGUGAGUGAUCAAAAUUCGGUGGGAUAUUGUGCACCACGUAUUGGAUUUACCUUGUUAUUGUGGAUUGAGAGGUGAAAAUAAGGUGGUGAAGUGGUUGAGCACGAGAGGCGAUGUUGGGCGGGGCGGCGGGGGGCGCCCGCUCCCGCCCGCCCACUGACCUGCACCAAGGUGCGGCCCGAUUUCCUCUGUACUCACUGUUUCCGACACCAGGAAGCAAUCGUCCCACUUUACACAAAGUAACGGAGAGUCUGUUUGCGACCUCCCUGUCCACAUUGGGAGUACCAACCCCUCCCCCCAACUCACCAUACUCGCUGCAACUGGAGCUGCUCAACUGCUCGCAGCGGCUCCUCGUCACUGACAAGGAUAAAAUGGAUGAAGCGAAGUUAGGCAAAGGGUGUCUUCCUGAUUCUCUCUGCUGCCCUGGUGACCGCCAGGUCAUCGACGGACUCGGCGUCAUGCAGCCGCUCACGAUAAAGACGGAGCAGGCCAAGCGGUCCUGCAACACGUGUUUGACUAAUUCGCCCAAGAAAGUUGUGCACACCGAGGGCGGAUGUAGCCGAACGAACCCCGUGACCUGGCUGGGGGUCGCGGGUCAAAACGUCCAAGUUCAAGUGAAGAGGGAGCCACAACAUGUCCAUGUCUCUGAACUUGUUGCGGUCAAACUGGAACAGGCUUCGCCGGGCAACAAGCCUGACCACCCGCCUUCAAUACCGGCCUCCUUGAACAAUGGCUCCAUUCCCGUGGGAAUAGCGGUGGCGCGGCAAAGGGUCGGCGAUGCCGGCCUCCUCGCCGCGCUCUCCCAGAAAGACAACCAACAACGAAUGCACGAUAUCGACGCGGCGCAAGCGGCCAUGACGGUGGGCGUGGCCAACGUACUCUGCGACGAUCGCCCGGCCCCUCUCGCCUGGCCGGCUCCACCCCCUGCCGCACCGCCCGCGCCCCUCUGGCAGUACCCAACCGCCCAAGUGUCGAUGGAGAGCAUGAUGGUGGGAGGAGUCGGCGUUGGCGGCGUGGGCCCCGUCGGCGGCGGCGUCUCCUCUAUGGGGGGCUACCAACUGGUCCGCGAACCCACAACCGGCGCGUUACUUCUGCUGCCCGCGCCGCCAGACCUCCCGCACACCGUCGUCUGGGGCGGCGUCCCGUACCCCUCCGCUCCUCUCCUCCUCCCGCCUGCCCCGCACCCGUCCCAUCUGCAACUCUUACCAGGCGACCUCCUAGCCUCUACUGCUACUCUGCAACAUACGCAUACUCAUUCUACCAGAUUGGUCACCCUAGCCCCAGCUCCACAACCUCAACCGCAUCCAUCCCAUACUGACAAGCGGAAACCCAUCAUACAACCUCUUCUUACCCCUCACGCUCUUAUAAAAAUAGAACCCGAACCACCUCAGGAGAAACCACCACCACCGCAAUUUGCGCCAGAACCUAUGCAGCAACCCGUCAUGACCACACAUUUGUAUUAUCAACCAGAUUUUGCAGAACAAGCGUGUAGGAGUCAAGCCACCUCUCCGGCUGCACCACCAACGCCGCCUCCUGAAACUCCUGAAGUCCCAGCACAUAGAGAUGCUUCAAACCAAACAGACCACAUCGAUGAUGAUGACGAUUCCCCAAAUCAAGCUGAUGAAGACGAGAGAGAUGUCGCUUGUAUCGGUGUUGCCCAUUUUCCUGAGGAAUCUUCUGCGAUGAUGCAAACACAAACAUCAAUUUUACAACCUGGCUUAAGCUCAGUAGCGUCCAUAGAUAGCGCGGAAGACUCAUCAUCCGAAUGCCUGGCAAAUUCAUCGGUGGUUGGAGCUGUAGAAAAAGCUAUAGAUGCAAUAGAAAGAGAUGAAUCGUUGGAUAAUUCAAGUAGUGGUGGUUCUAAUGAUUUAGUUAUUGAUACAGGUAGUACUUCACCAAUUUCACAACCUUUAUCAGCACAAACUAGUUCAAGGUCAAUGGUAGAUGUAAGCGGAUUAGAAUUAUUGUCCAAUAGUAUUGAACAGUUUGAAAGAACUACUCCAGGAACCAGUAUGCCUACACUAGAGCCUGGUCCACUAACAAUCGACACCAGAACUUCAUCAAAAUUGAAUAUUUUGAUUAAAACUUCUCCGAAAUCUCCACGUAUUGCAGAACCAGAACAAACUAGAAGAUUUGAAUUUUCUACAGCAGAACCAAGUACGAGCGCACGAGCAAAACCUUCUCUCGACGGUCUUGGUUUGUUGUGUGCGUUAGCUGAGCAACGGUUUAUGGAGGAAGUGGUUGAAAGUCCGCCACCUAUGUCUUCCCGUCCAUUUAUUAAAAGUGAGCCUUUAAUGAGCCCUACUGAUAGGGACAGAAUAUCUCAAAAGAAAGAGAAACAUAGGCAUAGAGAUGGCGACUCUUCAAGUGAGAGGAAAAGAAAAAGGAGCCAAGAUAGAGAGGAGCGAUUAAGACAUAAGCUUGAUAAAAUGCGUCGACACAAACGUGAGAGAGAACACGACGAAGGAAGAGGGAGAGGAGGGGAAUUAGAGGCUAGUUUGCGUCGCAUUACUGCCUGUUCAUGUGGUUUAUCGUCUUGCUCACAUGCCCCGGCCGUGGCUUCUGCACAAGAUCUUGUGAAUGCCAUGGAAAAAGACAUGCGAGAAAGAUUACAAGAUUUGCAAAGACAAUGUGAUGAAAAACGAGCACAAUUAAAUGCUUUGACUCCGCCCUUACCUGCCUUAUCUACACCUUCGCCAGCUUCUUCUACACCAGCCUUAUCACCGGAUUCAGAUAGAGGAUCCUCUAAAAAACGGAAAGUUGGAAGACCUCGGAAGGUUUCCAGUCCUGAUUCUACGGAAACGAUCGUAGCUAAGAAACCUAAAUCUAAGAGCAGUAUCGUGGGAUAUCUUUUAGCGAAAGGUAAACUGAAAGGCGGAAUACUAUGUACAAGAGGUGAGCCUUCAAGAGAAGAUGGUCGGACUAGCAAAGUUCGUCCAAAAUUAAAAGCGGAGCCAAUUUUGAAAAUACAUUCCGAGGAAGAUGAUAAUGAAUGGAGCCUUAAUAGAUCCGCGAGUUCCUCUAUGGAAAGUUUGAAUGAAGUUCGACAGAAAAAUAGGGAGAAAGUGGAUCGUUUAGCUCGGAAGCAUUCAAGAGAUGAUUUGCCGGAAUUGGAAUUUGCCAUGAGGCGAGGCAGUGGGUCUAGUGAUAGAGAUAAGGAGCGUCGUCGUGCUAAAAAGAGGCGGAAGAGUGUUAAAUCUAAAGAUAAAAAUGAUGGGACCACAGGAGAGGCAGGUUCCUCAGAACCAGUGGUACAAGCAGUUUCUAGAUGUACUCUCACGGAAGAUAAACUUGAUUCAUCUCCUCGGGUGCUUACUGCCAUGGGUGGGUUAUUCUAUGCUGGCAAACUUAGUGCAGUCCAAGCACCUGAUGUAUAUGCUAUUACGUUAGAUGGAGAGCGAGGGAAUAAACCUCAUAUACUGUCAAGAGAAGAAACAUUGAGGGAUGCUAUCUUAGAAGUGAGUCCCACAUCGGUAACGGAAUUGCCAUCUGGCUCUCGUAUUUGCGCCUACUGGUCGCAGCAGUACCGCUGCCUGUACCCAGGUACAGUGGCCGUCUCGUCUCCAGACCCACAUGACGACAAGUUCGUGGCGGUGGAGUUCGACGAUGGGGACUCAGGGAGGAUAGCCAUUGAAGACAUCAGGUUUUUGGAGCCGAACUACCCUGUUGUCGAAUACGAAAACCCGCUGUUCACGUUAGGGAAGCGAAGAAGAAAUACCAGUGUUACAGAAGAAAAGAAAGUAGUACCUUAUACCAGUGCUGAAGUAAAAUCCAACUCGGAAACGAGACAGAAAGAGCAAAAUGAAGAAGACAAACAUAGAGAUCGGAAAAAAUUGAAAAAGCACAGAAAAGAAAAGAUGAAACGUCAGUCUAGUGAAGACGACCCUACAGCCGGUGAUUAUGUUAAAAAGAAGAAGAAGAAACAUAAAUGCUGCGAAGAACAUUGUAAACAUAGACGACAUCACAAGAAACAUCACAGGAAACACAGAAAAAGACAUCACUCUAGCUGCAAAGAACAGUCAAGCUCUUCAGGCGAUGAUAAUCAAAGACACAAGUCGUCGUCCGAUUAUAUUGAUUCUAAUAAAUCCAAUGAAGAUUCAGUCGAUUCUAAUGAUAGACUAUCAACGUUAAUAGCGGUUGAGAAAUCGCCAGAUGAGAAAAUGAAGACUGUUAUCAAAAAAGCUGUUUUGUCGAAGAAGGCGUUGGUUAAAACAGCCAUACUGGACUUCAGCAAUUUGGGCAAGAUAACUCUGAAAAAAGACGAAGAACCUAAAGAUAAUUUGAAAGAUAGUGGCAUAGGGUUGGAAGAUGAGCCCAUGGCUUCGACUAGCGACGGUGGCAAAAAGAAGACAAAGAAGCGCACUGUGUCAUCGUCAUCUGAUGGCGCUUGCGGCGGGGUCAGCAAGAUGGCCGCCUUCCUACCUGGCGGGGCGCUGUGGCGCUGGCACGGGCCUGCCUACAGACGGACGGCAAGACCCAGGCACCGCAAGUUGUUCUACCGGGCUAUACAGCGAGGGGAAGAAAUUUUGAAUGUGGGCGACGCGGCAGUGUUCCUGUCGACGGGCCGGCCCGACCGGCCCUACAUCGGGCGCAUCGUGUCGCUGUGGGAGGCGCGCGGCGCCAUGGCCGUGCGCGUCAACUGGUUCUACCACCCUGAGGAGACCACGGGACUCACUGCGCCGCUUCACUAUCCGGGAGGCCUGUUCGAAUCUCCCCAUAUGGAUGAGAACGACGUCCAAACGAUAUCACACAAAUGUGAAGUUUUACCACUGGCGCAGUACAAGGAGCGCAUGGGCGAUGACCCGGUGAAAUACAGCACUGUGUACGAUAACAACGAUGUGUAUUAUUUAGCCGGGCAUUACGACCCCACGCAACAGAGUCUGCGAAUGGAAUCCGACAUUCCUUUCGCAACAACCUCCUAAGCAGUUAUAACUGCCUGGUAUUUUCGACCAGGCAGUUGAUUUUUUUAUGGUUGGAGGGAGAAUCGUGUGAGGUCAAAAUAAGGUGCUGCGCACUUCCAAUUUGUCCUGGCCUCAUAGUUUUCUGACCAACUUGAAUUUUUGCAGUGCAAUCAAAAAGUUUUGAUCGUUGUAAUAGAUAGAUUCGUCAAUAGGUUUAAUUGAAAGUACAGAUUUUUACUACUAUCUCGAUGUUUAGAGUGUGUAUGAGUAGAUUCUUUUGCAAUUCGUGUAACAUGGAAUGUUCCACAUAGCUUGGAUCACUUAAUACAAGGUCUUAAAGUACAAUGUAGAUUUUGAAGCUCAAUUUGUGACAAUUUUUCACCUUACCCGUCCUCGAGACGAUUUAUAUCGACUACAAACGAACAUGUUAAAGUUACCCUUGUUACGUUAUAUAGCGGUAUCCAUUUUGGAAUGUUGAUGUUUCUUGGGGUUUGCGUGGGCCGAGUUUGUGAGUAAUGGUGGUUAUGACAAUAGACUUUACGAGAAAAGAAUAAGGUAUAAAAAUCGGGCGACCGAAUUGGUGAUGACAUGUGAUUUAUUUUUUAUACGUCUAACGCUGUAAUCUCAGUGUACAGGUAGUUGUAUUUUCUAUGUAUAUUAUUAUUCUAUUUCUUAGAUUUUUAUGUAUACGUAGUUUUUCAUCAUAUAAAAUGUCUAUUAUCAUUGAAAUGCAAUACUGUUUCAGCUAGUCCAUUAUUUUAUUCAAAAUUACCCAGUGAACUUUCUUAGUCGUGCUUUUGAUAUUUUUUUGGAUAAAUUAUGUCAUACUAAAUAUUGCCCGAUGUGGUUCUAUGAACUGUUUGUUAUUUAUAUUGUUUUUUCACUGAUUUUUAUAUUUUUUGGUUGAUAAUAUUAUGUUAAUUAAAGUAUUCUUUAUAUUAUCAAAAUGGUGCUAGAUGCUUCGUACUAUCGUUUAUUUUCGGCAUAGUUAAGAUUGUAUAUAGAUAUUUUCCGAAAGUAGCCAGUAUGCUUUAUGCUCUUACUAUAUACACGCAAUAAUUAUAGUUUCUAAAUUGCUUGAUCUAAACGUUGCCAUUUACCAUUAAAACUAUUAAUCUUUAUAUUUUAUACGUAUUAUUUCUACAGGGUAUGAUCGAAACCCUGCUUUUUAUCCUUUUCAUUCAUAUCUGAAGUACAUAAAGGGACUGAAAAGACAGGGAUGUAGGUAGGUCGACCAUGAUAGGGCUGUAGGUAGGUUUUGUACGAGUGGCCAAUGAGUUUGUAAGAAAAUGUUGGAAAUUAUUCAGCCUUUAUGUCGUUAUUAUAAGUUAGAUGACUUAACGUUGUAUUUUUAAGCUCGUUCGGUCUUUUUAAGUGGCCAAAUAACUUUUAUAUCUUCUAGAGUACAUAAAGUACUUCAUAUAUAUUUGCGUGCGUCGUACUUUUCGUUUUAAAUAUACGAUUUAGAUACCUAAGUUUUUUAUAAGUUGUAAUAUUAGGACACUGUUUUUUCUUUUUUAUGUAAGCAUACAUAUACACACUUAACCUAUCGAAUCAAUGAAUGAAAGACAAUUAUAUAUAAAUAAAGAGAAAAACUAAAGUGCGAAUUUGGAAACAAUAUUGAAAGAAAGUGGUAUUUUUAUAUUAUCAUAAAGUAGCUUGUUAUUUUAAAAAAUAAAGGUAUCUGAGAAAGUUAUUAUAAAUAAGUACAAACUUGAUGUUGAUGAUCGAAGUUGGCUCGGCCCAGCUGAUGUAUACUAACUUAGGUUAAUUUCGUAAACUUUAAAACAGCCUUAGGCAUUGAGUUAAUGCUUUACUCCAUCGAAGACUGUUGUAAACUUUAUGAAUUAUCCCCAAUAAUCAUAGUGUGUAACGGGAAAGCCAUAAAAAUAUUAGAUUUAAAGAUUAAUAAUAUAUCAGCAUUGAUAAUAUAAAGAUUAUAAAUACGCUUAAAUAAAAUAUUUUUGGCUGAA
This is a messenger RNA of Plodia interpunctella (Indianmeal moth), 7532 nucleotides long. It is a transcript of the gene wge, whose product is annotated as protein winged eye-like. The coding region runs from base 772 to 5580 and encodes 1602 amino acids. Lineage: Eukaryota; Metazoa; Arthropoda; Insecta; Lepidoptera; Pyralidae. The transcript has 14 exons. The record is from RefSeq and is a predicted model, not a curated record. Gene Ontology annotation, molecular function: chromatin binding.